Photinus pyralis (common eastern firefly) is the source of this 897-nucleotide messenger RNA. Its product is annotated as brain-specific serine protease 4-like. Gene Ontology annotation, molecular function: serine-type endopeptidase activity. The transcript has a single exon. Gene Ontology annotation, biological process: proteolysis. The coding region runs from base 1 to 876 and encodes 291 amino acids. The record is from RefSeq and is a predicted model, not a curated record. NCBI's taxonomy places the organism in Eukaryota, Metazoa, Arthropoda, Insecta, Coleoptera, Lampyridae.
AUGCUGCAUUUCGCGUUGUACCUCCUAUUCUGUUGUUGUUUAAAUGAUGCUUCUUUACCGCUUCAGGCCAGAAGCGGCGGCUUUCCAAAAUUUCCGAUCGAAACUUGCGGCGUCCGAGCGGUACCAUGGGCCCCGGAAAGGUUGGCACGGGUUGUUGGAGGUCAGGUGCCUCCAUACGGUGCGAUUCCUUGGCAGGUGCAGCUAAGACGUGGUGGAGAACACCAGUGCGGGGGUGCGCUUUUAAGUAGUCGAUUGGUUCUGACAGUCGCGCACUGUUGGACUGAUGGGCUGAUUGCGGUAACCGGAUCGUUAUCGAUGCCAGGAAGAUCGUCUGCUGAACAGUCGGUUAGGGUGGAACGUGCCGUACCGCAUCCCGAAUUUCGAAAAUUUGGUCCGUAUAGCAACGAUAUUGCUUUGCUGGUGCUAUCGGAACCCGGAAUACAAAUUGGCCCACUUUCCCGUCCCGCUUGUCUUUCGCUGCGAUCACCUCCACCGGGCACGUGGUGUGAAGUAUCAGGUUGGGGAGCAACAGAUCCUUCGUAUCCAGAUCAAAUUUCCCCAAGCUUACGUGCUGCCGUUGUACCACUACUGUCACUGGAUACGUGUAGAAAGGAUGGUAUUUAUGGAGGACGACAGCAGCCCAUCUUAGAUUCUAUGGUGUGCGCCGGAAGAUUGAAUGGGGGUGUUGACGCUUGUGGAGGAGACUCAGGCGGGCCGCUGGUUUGUGAAAUGAACGGAAGAAUGGAACUUACGGGCCUUGUUUCUUGGGGCGACGGAUGCGCCAAGCGAGAUCGUCCAGGAGUCUACACCCGAAUUUCCAACUAUGUUUCGUGGAUUAAACAAGUGGCCAACCACUACGGGGUUGAUUACCAGUAACUAACUUUUGGAAUUACAGUG